Molecule: messenger RNA, 303 nt
Organism: Staurois parvus
Lineage: Eukaryota; Metazoa; Chordata; Amphibia; Anura; Ranidae
Source: the annotation of a GenBank genome assembly
AAGAGGAUGAGGAUGAAGAAGAAGAAGAAGAGGAUGAGGAUGAAGAAGAAGAAGAAGAGGAUGAGGAUGAUGAAGAAGAAGAAGAAGAAGAAGAGGAGGAGGAAGAAGAAGAGGAUGAUGAAGAAGAAGAGGAUGAUGAUGAUGAUGAAGAUGAAGAAGAAGAAAGAUGAAAAAUAAGAGGAAUUCCAGUCCGGCAAAAAAAAGUGUCCCUGCAGAGAGCUCUGCUAUUUCUUUGACAGUUCUUUGACAGUUCCUUGACAUUUACAGCGGUUGCAACAUUGUAUCUAUUUGUUUCCGAAUAAA